This is a messenger RNA of Phytophthora infestans T30-4, 702 nucleotides long. RefSeq lists its product as uncharacterized. The transcript has 2 exons. NCBI's taxonomy places the organism in Eukaryota, Oomycota, Peronosporomycetes, Peronosporales, Peronosporaceae. The coding region runs from base 1 to 702 and encodes 233 amino acids. The record is from RefSeq and is a predicted model, not a curated record. Gene Ontology annotation, cellular component: mitochondrion. Gene Ontology annotation, biological process: mitochondrial proton-transporting ATP synthase complex assembly.
AUGUUGGGCAGCACCUGGACGCUGAAGACCGUCGCUGCUGCCUCACAGCGUGCGUUCUCGGCCAAAGCGGGCGUCGGUGGUAUCGCUGGUCCAAAGAUCACAGGUGUACUGCGCUUCUACAAUGACGUGGGUGUCAAAGACGUGGAGGAGUCGGUGGAUGAGACCGGCGGAGAGCCGCGUAAGCUCUACGCUGUGACACUGGAUGGCAAGACGGUGAAGACACCGCGUCAGCAACCCGUGCGGCUUCCUACACGCGCUAUGGCUUACGCGGUAGCUCACGAAUGGGAUGCACAAAGUCAUGACAUCCGCCCGGCUACUAUGCCCAUCAUGACGCUCGCGUCCACGGCGUUGGAUCUAGUGUUCACGUCCAGCAGUCAGGAGACCAUCGACGAAAUGAUGCACUAUUUGCAUACGGACACGGUGUGCUACCAGGUGACAGCCGACCAGCAGGAGAAGCUCGUGGCGCUGCAGCAGAAGAAGUGGAAACCCAUCCGCAAAUGGUUCAGCGAUUUGUUCAAGGGCGAAGUGGACGUGAGCCACGGCAGCAUUGACCCACUUGCGCACGACCAGCAGCUUGUGGCUAAUGUGCGCGCUCAUCUGGAAAAGCUGAAUGACUUUGAGCUGACGGCCAUGCGAACGUUGACGAAGGAGUGCAAGGUUCGAUUUGGUCUCUGUGGCGCGCUAUGUAUCUAUUGUUACUAA